This is a messenger RNA of Lepisosteus oculatus (spotted gar), 3709 nucleotides long. The record is from RefSeq and is a predicted model, not a curated record. NCBI's taxonomy places the organism in Eukaryota, Metazoa, Chordata, Actinopteri, Semionotiformes, Lepisosteidae.
UCUCCUUCCUGCAGAGAGACUCCUGCUGAAGCCAGAGACAGAUCAUCUUGCCUUUGGGGGAACUGCUCUGCCUUCCCUGUGAAGCUCCAGAGCCAUGCCUGCCUCAGAGCUGUACACCAAGGGGGCGCGCGUGUGGGUGCCGGACGCCGAGACCGUGUGGGCGUCGGCCCAGCUGCUGCAGGGCUACCGGCCCGGGGAGAGUGAGCUGUUCCUGCAGCUGAGUGACGGCAGGGAGGUACGGUACCCCGUGACCGGCCCGGGGGCCCUGCCCCCCCUGGGGAACCCCGAGAUCCAGGACGGGGAGAGCGACCUGACGGCGCUGAGCCACCUGCACGAACCCGCCGUGCUGCACAACCUGCGCCUGCGCUUCCUGGACUACAGCUGCAUUUACACCUACUGCGGUAUCGUGCUGGUCGCCAUCAACCCCUACGAGCAGCUGCCCAUCUAUGGCGAGGAGGUGAUCGAUGCGUACAGCGGCCAGGACACCGCUGACAUGGACCCCCACAUCUUCUCCGUCGCCGAGGAGGCCUACAGACAGAUGGCCAGAGAGGAGCGGAACCAGUCCAUUAUAAUCAGCGGAGAAUCCGGCGCUGGCAAAACCGUCUCUGCCAAGUUUGCCAUGCGAUAUUUCGCAGUGGUCGGGGGGUCAGCCCAGCAGACCAGCGUGGAGGAGAGGGUACUGGCCACUAACCCCAUUAUGGAGGCCUUUGGGAACGCAAAAACGACCCGGAAUGACAACAGCAGCCGCUUUGGCAAGUACAUCGAGAUCGGCUUCGGCUGCCAGGGUGACAUCAUCGGGGCCCACAUGAGGACCUACCUGCUGGAGAAGUCCAGAGUCGUCUUCCAGGCCCCAGAGGAGAGAAACUACCACAUCUUCUACCAGCUGUGCACCUCCUGGGACCUGCCUGAGCUCAGUGCUCUGCGGCUGGCGCCUGCGGAGCAGUUCCGCUACACGAGGCAGGGCGGGGGGGCAGCCGGGACAGCCGACGGCGCGGACCUGGAGCGGACACGCAGGGCUCUCGCUGUGCUGGGAGUGCAACCUGACCAGCAGAUGGAGCUGUUCCGGAUCCUAGCAGCUCUUCUGCACUUGGGAAACAUAGAGAUCCGAGCCAGCUCCAGAGAUGGCGAGAGAAGUAGCAUCAACGCAGAUGACGUUGCCCUGGCUGUCUUCGUGAAGAUGCUGGGCGUGGAGCGAUCUCAGAUGGCACACUGGCUGUGCCACCGGCGGCUGGUGGUCGCCGGGGAGACGCUGGUGAAGCCGAUGCCAUGGCAACAGGCAUGCGAGGCGCGGGACGCCCUGGCCAAGCACGUGUACGGCCAGUUGUUCUCCUGGGUCGUCCGGCGGCUCAACGCUGCACUGCGGGCACCCCGGAGGACACCUAAAUCGUUCAUCGGGGUCCUCGACAUCUACGGGUUCGAGAUGUUCGAGAGGAACAGCUUCGAGCAGUUCUGCAUCAACUACGCCAAUGAGAAGCUGCAGCAGCAGUUCACCCAGCGCGUCUUCCAGCUGGAGCAGGAGGAGUACGUGCGCGAGGGGAUUCCCUGGAGCCGGGUCGAGUUCAGCGACAACCAGCCCUGCAUCGCGCUGAUCGAGGGGCCCCUGGGGGUGCUGGACCUGCUGGACGAGGAGUGUCGGAUGCCGAAGGGGUCGGACGAGAGCUGGGCCCGGAAGCUGUACGAGCAGCACCAGAACCAGAACCCCAACCCACAUUUCAGGAAACCAAGAAUGUCUGACACAGCUUUCGUCAUCCUGCACUUCGCUGACACGGUCCAGUAUGAGUGCGAGGGGUUUCUGGAUAAGAACCGGGACACCGUGUUUGAAGAGCCCAUCAAUAUUCUGAAGGCCAGUCAGUCUGAGCUGGUAGCAGAACUGUUCCAGGAGGAACCAGCAGAGGGAGCCCUCACCCUCCAUGGACUGAAGUCUGUUUUGCCCAAUGGGAGCCUGCGUGCGGGGAGAAGGAGUGGGCUUUCUACAAUUCGAGAGUACAAACAGACAGUGGGGUUUCAGUUCCGGCAGUCCCUGCGCCUCCUCAUGGACACGCUGAACUCCACCACGCCACACUACGUGCGCUGCAUCAAGCCCAACGACCUCAAGCAGCCCUUCCUGUUUGACCCCAAGAGGGCGGUACAGCAGCUCCGGGCCUGUGGGGUUCUGGAGACGAUCCGGAUCAGUGCCACUGGCUACCCGUCCAGGUGGUCCUACCCAGAAUUCUUCAGCCGGUACAGGGUUCUGAUUCGUGACAGGAAGGCGGGUCACGGGGACCAGCAGGCUGUGUGCCGCCGGGCCCUGGGGGAGCUGAUAUCGGACUCGGAUCAGUAUUGGUUCGGCAAAACCAAGAUCUUCUUCCGGGCCGGACAGGUGGCCCUGCUGGAGAGGCUACGUGCUGAGCGUCUGCACACAGCCUGCGUGACCAUUCAGAGCCGGGUCAGGGGCUGGCUGGGCCGGCGCCGGUACGGGCUGAUCUGUCAGGCCACCCUCACCCUGCAGCGAUACAUCCGGGGAGCCCUAGCCAGGAGGCUGGCCCAGCUGCUCCGGGUGUCCCGGGCAGUGCUCCUGAUCCAGAGGACGUUCCGCAUGGUCCAGGUGCGCCGGCUGUACCUGCAGCUUCGCUCGGCUGCCGUCACCAUCCAGGCGGCCGUGCGUGGGGCCCUCGCGCGCAGAGCCUACAGACAGCUGGUGGCGCACUGCGCGGCCACAGUGCUGCAGGCGCGAGUGCGUGGCUGGCUGGCGCGCCGCGGCUUCCUGCGUGUGCGGCAGGCGGCGCUGUGCCUGCAGUGCUGCUACCGCCGGCUCUGCGCCCGCCGGGAGCUGAGGCGCCGCAGGGCCGCCGCGCGGUCGGUGGAGAGGUACCGCGAGCUGCACAAGGGCAUGGAGGUCAAGCUCAUCCAGCUGCAGCGCAGAGCGGACGAGCAGGCCCGGGAGAGCACACUGCUGAGGGAGGCCCUGGGUUCAGAGCGGGCGGCUCACCGCGCAGAGCUCGCCCGGCUGCAGGGGGCGCUGGAGAGGCUGCAGGAGCAGGGGCAGGGGCGCUCAGCCCUCGCCCGGCUGCAGGAGCAGCGACAGCAGGAGGAGGAGGAGCAGAGGAGGAAGGCGGCGGAGAGGGAUACGCAGGAGAUCGCCCGGCUCAUGCAGGAGGUCCAGGCCCUGCGGGAGGAGAAGGCGGCUCUGGAGGCAGAGAGGGAGGCUCUGUGCACCCGUGUCCUGGUGCAGGAGAGCAGUCUGGAGGAGCGGGUGGCCCAGCAGGUGGCGCGUUCCAGCUCCUCUCUGCAUGCCGAGCUGGAGGAGGAGAGGAGGCGGUACCAGGGCCUGCUGAGGGACUUUGGCCGUCUGGAGCAAAGAUACGACAACCUGAGGGAAGAGGUUAUGCUGGCUGAGGUAGGUGCCCUGAGCUGUGGAGACUGAUACUGCAGUUCCCCAGGCUGCCACAAGAGGGAAGCAGAGUGCUGCUCACUCUGUAGUCUGUCGGCGUGUUUGAGGUGACCCAAGAACCUGUUUUGUUACAUUGCAAGAGGCAGCCUGGUCAGCUGUUCUGCAAUUCAAGAAUCUAGAUGGUGAGUUGUUUUCCGUUGGAGGCUAUAGACUGUACAAUCUUUUGUUAGCUUCUCACGUUGGUUUAGGAACCCCUCUGAGAAGAGCUAGGAACCGUGUGACUCCUGCUACAGUAGUACAGAUGGCUGUGGGAUUCGCCCCGCCGUGUGAGAAUGUGUG